AUGGAUGAAUAUAUAGUCAUAAGGUAUCAUCAUGGGGGUGUGUUAAUCAGAGAUGAUGAAGGGGUCCUAACCUAUGCAAAUGGCAAAGUAGUUGAUUUACCUGAGAUAGAUGCUGACUUUGUCAACCUGCGUGACCUUGAUACUCUGUUCAAGGGUUAUGGGUAUGAGACUUGUAAGCAGAUGUUGUGGCUCAUGCCAAACGCAAUGGAUUUAGACGUAGGUUUAAGGCCUCUGAGUACGGCCUCUGAUAUUGUGGAGAUGGUUAAGGCUGCAUUAAGUAAUGGAAACUUCAUAGAAAUAUAUUUUGAAGAUUGCAUUGCAACCCCUGAUAUUAUUGCACCUGCACCUGUGGAAGGCAGUGAUAGGGAUGAGGAUAAUCAGCGCGAGUCAUUUGGAAGUGGAUCUGAUCACAUUUCCUCAGGUGAUAAAGAUGAUAGUGGAAAUGGUGAUGAGUUUUCUACUGACUCAGAUGAUAGUGUGGAGGAUGAGCCAUAUAAACCUCCUCCACCAGGGUAUGAAGAUGAAACAGAGAGUGAAAAGGAGUUAGAGUGUAUAGGGGAAGAUACAAUAGAAGAGGAGGAGAAGCAAAUAUCUUUCAAGGAGGAUGGGUAUGGGUAUAACUCUGAAGAGUUGAACACUCCUCCUUCAAGUGGUGCUGAGGAGGCUGAAAGGGUUGGCAAUCCAAAGUUUAAUGUGGAUGAGGUGUUUGGUCAUGUACACUUAGAGCUGGGGAUGAAGUUUGUGAGUUUGCAACACUUUAAAAAUGCUAUCAAAGACUACAAUAUUAGUCUAGGAAGACAAUUCAAAUAUUUCAGAAACAAGAAAGAAAGUAGGGAUUGGGUUGCAAAUAAGUUAGAAAAAAGGCUAAUGACACAGUCGAACAUGACAAGGGCUGAGGCCUAUGAACAUAUGAAAGAGGAGUACAAGGUCCAUGUCCAUUUGAAAAAAGUGACCAAGGCACUUCAUAAAGCCAAGGCCAGAAUUGAAGGGUGUGAAAAAGAGCAAUAUGCAAAAUUGAGAGACUACUUAGGAGAGCUUUUGAGAAGCAAUCCAGGCUCUACUUGUCAAAUGCAAGGACCAAUAAGGGCCCCGUGCUUUUUGCCAGGGACCAAUAAGGUCCUCGAACAAUUUGUCAGGGACCAAAAUGGCCCUCGUGUUUUGGCAUGA
Messenger RNA from Gastrolobium bilobum, 1167 nucleotides. RefSeq lists its product as uncharacterized. Lineage: Eukaryota; Viridiplantae; Streptophyta; Magnoliopsida; Fabales; Fabaceae. The record is from RefSeq and is a predicted model, not a curated record. Bases 1 to 1167 code for a protein of 388 amino acids. The transcript has 4 exons.